CCGUUAAAGUGUCAAAGUGGUAGACAGGUCAUGUCUUGUGAUAUUAAAGCGACUGUCAUAAUUACGUAAUAAUAUGAGAGUUCAAAUUUAGGUAGUGUUGGUUCAACUAAUAUUACUUCAAAUGUUAUUCUUCAGCACUUCCCAAUUCAUUGUUUUGUAUUUCGGCAAUAAAGAAAGCUUCUCUUCACAUCAUGGCUACGAUGUUUCAACCAGUACAAGCCUCACGCAGAAAUGACUUACAUCUUACAUCUACAGGAAUUGCAACACGAUACCAUCCAGGCAUAUAUUUUCCAGAUACUAACUUCCAAGCAAGCAUAACUAAUCCUCUUCCUCCGGGCUUAAUGUUGCCAGACAUGAUAAUCAGAAGCAACACACAUCCUACAACAACAGGAAUUGUUCAUAAUGAAAAAUUUAUCUCCCAAGAUUAUCUUCAUCCAGCCUAUCUGAGAGCACCAUCUUUAAACAACACUAAAUUCAUAAAAGACCUCUCAGAAAAGCUUGGUGCUGGAGGAUGGAGAAGACCUUUAACAAUGAAAUAUGAAAUGAGUGAGACUCAAGAAGAGUUCAGCAACCCGGAUGGAAUAAGAUAUAGUUACGCAUUUGAUGAUAUCUUCAAAAAACGACCCUUUCUACUUCAUGACCAUUUAACAUAUGGUCCUUCUAGGAUUGGUCAUCCUGCUGGUCUGGAGCAAAAAAGUCUUUAUGAGUUCAUUCCCCAAGAUAAAGGAGUUUUUAAUCUUCUAAGUCCAAAUGCAACAACUUACCAAAUGACACACCAUGCUUUCAAACCUGACACUCUGAAAAGAAAUAAAAAUACUACUGAUAUGUUUUAUCCACACAACUCCCUGUGUCCCAAGACUCCCGCUGAUGACAAUUCCUUAAAGCUUGUGUAUAAAAAGCCUCCAAUGCAAGAUGUAGCACUGUUUAAAAACCGCACAAGUAUUCCAAGACUUCCAAAAUAUAUUACCACCGUUCCACAUAAGGGCCAUCUUUCUGAGUACCAAGGUCUCUACGAAAGGCCAUCACAUUUGAACCAAAAAUAUAUCUAUUACACUACAGUAGAGACACCAUAUACAUUACCAAAAGCGAGCCUAUCAUCCCUCAUGGCAGUUCCUAAGUUCUACAACACUGAAUAUCAAACUGUUGGUUCAGAAGUGCCAAUACCAGUUUGAAGACAAAUGAUGAAACCACUAAGAAGAAAUCAACAAAAAUGUUUGGUUAAUAAAUAUUUUUAAGAAAUGUA
Messenger RNA from Octopus sinensis (East Asian common octopus), 1243 nucleotides. RefSeq lists its product as uncharacterized. Bases 192 to 1172 code for a protein of 326 amino acids. The transcript is spliced from 8 exons. The record is from RefSeq and is a predicted model, not a curated record. Lineage: Eukaryota; Metazoa; Mollusca; Cephalopoda; Octopoda; Octopodidae.